AUGUCUGGCUAUAAUUACGGCGUGCCGGGGCCCGAGCAAACAUACAAUCCCCAGCAAUACCAACGAUCUCCACCAAGAAGACCUGUGGCACCAUACGCAAGACAGCCAGCGACAGCAUCACCGCCACCGUCUUACCGGAGCGACGGGGCCAAUGGCCCUUACGCAGCUUACAGCCCGUAUGCAUCUACCAAUCCGGAACAUGACCCUACAGUAGCGGGUGGCGAGAGACAUCCUCUGCCCAGUGUUCCGCAGCCCUCAGGGAAUGACGACGACUACUAUGGUGCUGGUCAAAUGUCACCGGUGCCUAGUAACCCUUUCACACACUCUUAUUCUGGUGACUCUGUUCCAGCAAGCACCCAGCAGAGUUUACACAGCGUCAGCACGGUAGGAUACGGCUACGGUCACGACCAAUCCAUGCCUGGAGGACGGACACCCUACCGAGGCGAUGGCUACGAUGAGUACAUGGACCCACGAAACAUCGCGGACGAUGGCGAGGACGGCUUUGACCUACCCCAAAGGCGACCGAGGAGCAGAUUUGGCAUGGCUGGAGCAGCAGGCGGCGCAGGCGCCGGUGCUGUUGGCCUAAAGGCGUUUUCCAACCAAGAUGCCAGCGGUAGCUAUGGUCCAGUCAACGGGGGAACGGCAGAUGCGGAGAAGAGCGAAUGGCUGAAUUCUCAGAGCACCGGAAAGAAGAAGCUGAAGUGGACUGUCGGCAUCAUCAUCGUCCUCGUCAUUCUGGGUGCCAUCGCAGGAGGAGUCGCCUAUGCUCUGCUUAAUAACGACUCCGACUCCGACUCGAACUCAUCCAACGGCGGCGGUCGUGGUUCUUCCAGCGCUGCUGAUGGCGUCUGGGACAAGGAUUCCCCGCAAGUGCAGGCCGUGAUGAACAACAAGAACUUGCACAAGGUCUUCCCCGCCAUGGAUUAUACUCCCUGGAACGCGCAGUACCCAGCUUGCCUCUCCAACAUGCCAUAUCAAAAUGACGUGACGGUUGACGUUGCGGUUCUGGCGCAAUUGACACCAGCCAUCCGUCUCUACGGGACCGACUGCAAGCAAACGGAGCAAGUGCUGAAGGGAAUCGAUCUUCUGGGGCUCACCGACACUCUUAAAGUCUGGCUUGGGGUGUACAUAGGCGAUAACUCGACCACAAACAACCGCCAGCUGGAGCAGAUGUACUCCAUUCUUGACGACUAUCCCUCCUCGCACUUUGCCGGCGUCAUCGUCGGCAACGAAGUCCUCUAUGCGGAAACCGUCACCAUCACCGAGCUUGGUAAUCAAAUCAGUAAAGUCCGUCAAGGCCUCGCCAAACGCAAUAUCGACUUACCGGUGGCGACCGCCGACUUGGGCGACAACUGGACCGCCGGUCUAGCAGCAGACUCUGACAUCGUCAUGGCCAACGUCCACCCUUUCUUCGCUGGCGUGACGCCCGAUAAAGCGCCCGCUUGGACCUGGACCUUUUGGAAGGAGCACGAUGUUGUGCUCAAGUCGAAUUCUGGCGGGAAUUGGCCUGCUAAUAUUAUCAGUGAGACGGGCUGGCCGACAGAAGGCGGGAAUGACUGCGGGACGGGCGCGAAGUGCACUUCGAAGACAGCGGGCGCGGUGGCAGGCAUUGAUGAGCUGAACACCUUCAUGGAAGGGUGGGUGUGUCAGAGCAUGUCGAAUACGACGUACUUUUGGUUCGAAGCAUUUGACGAGCCUUGGAAGGAAGUCUUCAACGACAAGAAGACUGGUGACUUUUGGGAGCCGCACUGGGGUCUUUUUGAUGUUGAUCGGAAUUUGAAGAAGGGCGUGAAGAUUCCGGAUUGUGGUGGCAAGACGCUUGAUACGCCGUAUUGA
Molecule: messenger RNA, 1836 nt
Organism: Saxophila tyrrhenica
Lineage: Eukaryota; Fungi; Ascomycota; Dothideomycetes; Mycosphaerellales; Extremaceae
Exons: 3
Coding region: 1-1836 (611 amino acids)
Biological process (GO): cell wall organization; carbohydrate metabolic process
Cellular component (GO): extracellular region; cell surface; fungal-type cell wall
Molecular function (GO): glucan endo-1,3-beta-D-glucosidase activity
Source: RefSeq, a predicted model, not a curated record